Linnemannia hyalina is the source of this 1992-nucleotide messenger RNA. Lineage: Eukaryota; Fungi; Mortierellomycota; Mortierellomycetes; Mortierellales; Mortierellaceae. The record is from the annotation of a GenBank genome assembly.
AUGAUGAGUGCACAAGUCUACUCUCACCCUGCAGCUGCUACUGCAGCCGCCAAGAUCACCUCUCCCUCCGUCGGGCCAUUGGACCCCAACCAGGGCAACAUCUCCCCCCUUCUCCAGCCUACCGUCCCAGAGACCUCUACAGCCCAAAAGCGUGGCGGCUCCCUCACCCCAGGUGGAUCCAUGUCUAAGAGCGAGCUCUCGUCCAUGACCGGCUCGAUUGCCUCCAAGCUGGACCAGUACCUCGGAAGCACCAACAACAGUCUCCACCGUCACAACCGUGGCUCAUCUGAUUCAAACGCUAGCCUUGGUUCCCUCUCUGGCACCAAUCUCGAGAACCACAACCAUACAAGCGACAACAACAAGGAUAGCAACAAUACAGGAAGGGAACAAAACAACAGCGGCAGCGUCUACGCCAGCGGAAGUGGGGGUAGCAACAACGGCGAACUGGACGACGACACCGCGCUGGCCAACAAUCUUGCAGCAAUCUCCCUGGCGACCCAAAAGAUCAGCGAGAUCUAUCUUGAACCCAAGCCCAAGAAAUCCGCCCCCGAUGGCCACCAAGUCACCAAUGACCAUUUCGAGCCCGAGAAGCAUUUCUACCCUCGCGUGUUGAAUGCUCAGAUUCAUCCUAUGGUUGGCUACUUUUUCUCGUUGGGCAAUGAGCGAAUUAUUGCGAGGUAUAUGCACUUGAAUCCUCAGGUCAGUGAGGAGGUCUUGCGCAAGUGCCUGGAUUAUGUUCCUAAGCACUUUCAGUGGGCUGGAUCAGAUCUGUUCAAUGUCACAACCGCGUCGGGACACCGCCAGAUGAUCAUCGUCGAGACCAACUCGUGUCCCUCUGGCCAAAAGUCGAUGCCACUCCUCUCAGAAUCAGAUGAACACGGAGGGUACCGUUUGGUCCUCGAGUCGGCGUUCAAGGACAUGAUUGAAACUGCGGAUCGCAGUUUGGGAGGACUCGCAGUUGUGUGCGACAAGAACAUGAUGGAGGCGAGUGGAUAUGCGUCAACGUUGGCAGAGGUCAUGAAGGAGAAAGUCUGGCUGGUAGAGUUCUACGAGUAUGACCAGGACCCUCCCGUCAAGUGGAUCGACCGCGUCAUGUACAUCCGCGACGAGAAGAAAGAAUGGCACUCAAUCAGGGCGUGUUUCAGAUAUGUGACACAGAAGCCAUGGAACCGGUUCCCUCUGUACACAAAGACCAUUGUCAUGAACCAGACGGUCGCCUGUCUCGCUGGAGGACGCAACAAGAUGAUGGCUGCCAGGGCAUACGAGUUCUUCAAUGCCGAGCUGGCUGAUUCUGGACUCCACGUGCGCGUCCCUGAGACGAUCAACAAUGUCACCAAGAACGAGAUCCCACUCUGGCUCGACAGCAUGGGUGGCCAUGCCGUCGUCAAAGUCCCCUACUCCAACGCUGGAGUUUACACGAUUACGAACAAGCAGGAGUUGCAGGACUUCAUGGACACGCCACAGCACUACGACAAGUACAUUGUCCAAUCCCUAGUCGGAAACGCAUCCUGGUCAUCUAUGACCCGCCACGGCAAGUUCUACCACGUCGGCACAAUCCCCAACAAGAAGAACAACACUUUCGUCACGGAUCUCCGCAUGAUGGUCGCUGGUAACAAGCAAGGUUUCCGGCCGAUCUGCAUCUAUGCUCGUCGGGCACGUAAACCCCUCAUUCGCCACUUGGAAGACGACUUGUCGACAACCUCGUGGGAGAUGUUGGGCACUAACUUGUCGGUCAAGUCGCCUACCGGCGAAUGGAGUACAGAGGCCGCACGGUUGUUGUUGAUGGACCGCAAGGAUUUCAACCAGUUGGGGUUGGGUGUGGAUGAUAUGAUUGAUGCGUAUAUCCAGACGGUGUUGAGUGUGAUUGCGAUUGACAAGAUGUGUCAACGGUUGAUGAAGGACAAUGCGGAGGGGCCUGGACAGACGUUUGAUAUGGAGUUGUUCAAGGCUCUUAACCCGGACUCUGUCCUCUGGCAGGAGGUUCUUCUGUAG